AUGUACAAUACUAACCAGAUGAGGAAGCAGGAGCUGAAGAUGGCAGCAAAAAGCAGCAGUUCUCGAGCUCUUUCAGAAAAACGAAGAAUAAUAUCUGACCCAAAAGCCAAAAUCUGUUCUUCCAAUUUCUUGUUUCUCCAACUCCUCAAGUAUCUUCAAGAACAAAAACAAGUGGUGUAUCCAAAGGUGAAGGUGAGGGAACAAGAAGAAGAUGAUGAUCUACUAACUGUCUAUGAUCACGACAAGGCAACACAUCUCUCAGUUUGGGAAUGUGAAGAUGAUUCACCACCAUCCAUUGUGAGAAUUCCGAAGUCUUAUAUCGCCAAUUCAGCCAUUCCUAUGAUUCCUUUACCCAAAGGAGAAGGCAAGAGCAGCAACAAAAAGAAAGCCAUGGAGGACAGUAGACCAAAUAUUAGAUCGAGUCCAAUCCCACGGCCACGUGCUGUCUUAUCAAGCCCUGUUAACGAUGGGGUGAUUGGAGGCAGAAACAAGGCCAAAAUAGAAGUACUUUCAGGUUUGAAGGAUCAUAAUUUGCGUCAAACCAGACACACCCAAUGCAAGGUUAUACCAAGACGAAGCACUGUUGAAACACCAAUAACCACAAAAAGAGAGUCCAAGGAGGCUGCUGAUGGUAAAACUGAUCUCGAACAGAAAAAAGGAUCAGCCAAAGCCAAUCCAAGACAAAGAGCAGACCUCAGAAAAGGGAAAUUCGACUCUGUUUGAAUCUAAGCGCUCAAUAGUUUGACUUUAGAUUAGUGCUCAACCUUUUUGAGUAAACUCUCACAUACCCAUGAAGUUUAUUUUUCAAAAUGUUUCUCGGAUUGUUAUUCUACAUCACACCAUUCACGACUUUCGUGAACUUCAAGGAAAUGUAGCUUGUUAUAAAGGCCUUCCUCCUAUGAGGAACUAUCGAAUAGGUUUUAAGUAAAUUUGACUGUUUUGACUCCAGUGACAUGUUUAAACAACAUGGUUGUAAGGGAUAAAUGUUUGAGCACUUUAUAAUAUCAGAUAAAUGAAAAUUGAAUUUCAUGAUAAA
Molecule: messenger RNA, 1036 nt
Organism: Camellia sinensis
Lineage: Eukaryota; Viridiplantae; Streptophyta; Magnoliopsida; Ericales; Theaceae
Source: RefSeq, a predicted model, not a curated record